This is a messenger RNA of Misgurnus anguillicaudatus (oriental weatherfish), 3309 nucleotides long. It is a transcript of the gene tmem275a, whose product is annotated as transmembrane protein 275a. Lineage: Eukaryota; Metazoa; Chordata; Actinopteri; Cypriniformes; Cobitidae. The record is from RefSeq and is a predicted model, not a curated record.
GAGCCCCUCCUCCCUACAGUACACAAUUGCUGAACCCAUGCCCACAUUAACAGACAACCCAAUUCCCAUCCAGAUCAUGAACACUGUGUUUAACUGCACCUUCAGUACUUAUCUACACGAUACAGGCUUCCGUGCAACCUGUUACAGCGAACGCGCGCGCGUUUUCAACACCAAGAGACAGUGACGCGCCACGCCUACUCAUCUAAUAUCACUACGACGAAAGCUCAUUAUCUUUCUCCGUUUCAAUUUCUCUUGGACUACAUUUCUUUCUCGGGAUUUGCGUGGACCACUACUGACGACCUAAAUUGAGUGACAGGAGUGUUUUGCCAAAACGCGAAGUAAAGCGAUGACUCGUGCAACGGUGGACGAUGACGGAACCUGUGUAAAAGACGCCGUACCUUCUCAUUGUGUGGCGUUUAUUAACAUGGAGCUUCAUGUUUAACGGACACGACGCUUUUUAUACGUAACGGGAAAUCUUCAUCAUCAACCCGACUAAACGGUAACUUUCCUGUUGAGUGUGAAGCGAGCACUCAUGAAGACGCAAUGCUUGUCUUCUUCAGUUUGCUGAUAAGGACACAGCAGGUGUAAGUGGAGUCGCGAGACCACGCCAUGGUCAAUAUGGUUUGCAGUGAGCAGAGUUCUGGCACGUCGGUGCCCAAAAAGGACACCCAGAGCCGCAAAAAGAGGAAGUCCCGUCCGCAGGGUCUGCCUUCUCCGGCCCUCUGCUGUGCAUGUGGAUUGUGCAUUAUGUUGGCAGGCAUCAACAUCACCUUAGUGGGCGCCUUCGCUUUUAGCACACUCGUGCCCUCAAGCAAUCCUCCAAUUAUCAUCGGACCUAUACUUCUGGUGGUGGCGUUCUCCUUCUUCGGGGCGUGUUGUAUCUGCAGUCGAUUGCCUCCUCCUCAGAGCUCUCGUCGGGCCAAGGGAGGUGGCGGUUUGGGGUUUAUGGGCAGAGGAGGAGGGGGGUUGGGUGGAGGUGCAGCAUUUGAGAUUGAAACCAGCGAGCACACGAUGCAAGACACUACAGCCGUGCAGCUGAGCCCCACUAACUCCCCCUGCUCCUCUCGUGCCUCCAGCCCAGAGAGAGAGGCUCCGGCCACUGCCGCCAAUGCAACGGUUCCUGCCCCUGAGUAUGUUCCUCCAAGAUCCUGCAAGCUCUUCACUAUGGAGGCCAAUGGACCCAACUCAACUUCGGCAGCCUUUUCUGCUUCUACAGGAGGUGGAGGGGCUGUCCGACUGACCUUACCAUCGGACUCUACUGGCACUUAAAUUGCCAGUUUAAGUUGCUCUCUGGAGAAGAGCUGGUAUUACAUUAUGUAAAUAUGUUUUCUGAUGAGAAGAGUUCAUUUGAUUAUCUCAGAUUGCCAUGGGGUGCAAUAACAUUGAAAUGGGUUGGCUUUCGUGAAGGCCAUGGCAAAUGUAUCUUAGUAUUGACUGCGGUUUGAGAUAAGAGUAUGAAGAGGUUGUCUUGUGCUUACGCACUGAAAGAGGGACAGAUUUGAAGAGUGAAUCACUGUGGCGUGCUCCACAUAUUCAUACAGUGCCACUGUUACUCAGAGCAUUCACAGUUACUGCUCUCCAAAGAGACAGAAUCAGCUGUUGUGUAAAAAUGGCUUUGGAGAUGAGCCUAAGAAAUCUCAAUUGAGAGGGACAUUACACUGAGCAUUAAUGUGUUUCAGUCCAAAAACAUUUAUUGGCUAGAUGUUGUAUAUAUACGUCUUGUUUAUCGUUUCAAUGCUAAAAUACGUUUAGCUGCAAUCGUCUGUUUUUUGACUUUUCAUGGCCAACGCUUUGGAUUUUGUUUUAUUUUUGAAAACUCAAAUAAGCCGUGACACUGUGUAAAAGCUCUGCCAAUUUCAAUUUUUUUCACAUGACUCUCGCAGAUGAGGUUGCUAAGCAGUGCCAUAGUUGUUUGACUUCAAUGAAGCACAGAAUAAAGCCAAUUCAAUUUCCACAUGAAAAUAACGCAUUAUGUUAUGAUUUGCCUCGCACUGUGUGGCAAAAACACUUUUUUUUAACUAAUGCGCAUAUGAGCAUAUAAGCAUAUCUGAGUUUGUGGGCUGCACAUUUGUUUAUUGUUCCUGUAGCUUAACUGGUUGAGCAAUGCAUAAUGUUGUGGGUUCAACUCCCAGGGAACAGAUAAACUGAUAAAAUGUUGCUUUGGAUGAAAGCGUCUGCCAAUGAUUUGUUGAGAGUUGCGACAUUAAUGAGCUAACAGACCAUUUAUCUCUAAAGAACCUGCAAGCCUUUAUCUUUAUUUUACACUGUGGUUUGUUUAUAAUGCUGCCAUGUAAACCAGUAUAAUUUUCAAUGGACGUUUCACCCCAAUAUCUCUGUUUUGUUGUCUGCAUGUCGUAUUCUUGUGAUAAUAUCGUAGAUUACGGUUCAAUAUUCUUAGCCAAACUCUCUUUUUCUUUCUGUCUUUGAAUGUCCUUUACCCUUUUAAAGCAAGAGCCAGUAUUGUUCUCAAACAUGCCCUCCAUCACUGACUCAUGCAGAUGGUUCGGGACAAACAGUGAAACUAUUUUCCUAAUGUUGAUUCUAUCAGAUAGGUCAGCUUACAGCAGCAGCCCCUACAAAAGUAGGACAUCAUCCAAUUACAUUAUACUAUUGCAACAAAAACAAAUAAUUUUAAAUUAUUUUGAGAAAAUCACUUCUGUUAUCAUUUUCAUCAUCUAAAAACUAGCAGUAAGGGCUUGAUAUGAUAUAGUUUAAUGAUGUAAUUCUGUAUUUAGUGUUUUCUUUUAUCAUUCUGUCACUGUUGUAAUUUCUUUCUUUGUACCUUUAUCUGUGUAAUGCAGUGUUGUAUAUUUAUUAUAUCUAAUGGCCAUAUGGGUCAGUGUUUGGACAAUACGCAACAUGAACUGCAUGCUUACAAACAAUGCUCUGUUGCCACGGAAAAAAAGAUGUGAUUGUUUGUUACCCAUUCAAGAGAGCUUUCCAUGUACUGUAUGAAGAUUUUGGACAACUGACCCUGGAAACCCUAUGUUCUUACCAUAAACAUUACAGUUAUUUUUACAUAAUGCUAAUUGACUGAUUAUAUCCAUGUAUGUUUGUAUGCUGCUAUUUGGCAUCUACAUCUGAAUUGAAUACUGCCUUAAUGACUGUGAUCUCAGGAUCAAACCUGUGAGGGCUACAAAAAUGUCCAGUGAGAACAUUUGGUCAUGUUGUAUUGUACUUAUAAAGAUGUUGUACUGUUUAUUUAUUUUUGUUCUCUAUGCGUAUUUAAGUGUUUUUAAAUGGACAGAGGAGGAAUGAAAUUCAUGAUGAUAAGGUUUAAUAAAAACAUCAUUAUUGUUAUGACAAUAA